AAGCCACCUCUCAUAUGUGUCGUGCUCAUCUUCGAACAACGACUCAACCCAAAGCACACCCGCUUAGCCGCCUCACAUCAUCCCUUUGAAUAUUUCCACCCUAACCAGCCACCACAUGAUCAAUUUUCCAAUCUCAUCAACGCUCCGAAUUUCACCACCAUUCAGUCCAUUUCUACCUUUUUCUUGUCCUAAUCUUCUUUAAUCCUUCAGGGUAUUAUGGUAUUAGGUGAUCAACCCACCUUAGCUAUACGUCUCUCGGCUAUAAAUAACGCCAAGUGAGCAUAGCUCAUCAUCAUUUCAUUUGCAUACCGAAAAAUCAAGAAUAGGAAAGAAAUGGGAAGAGUUAUGAAUAUAUGUGUGGUUGUUUUAUUAUGUUUAAUAGGUGGUGCAAUUGCUGAGCAAUGUGGUAGGCAAGCAGGUGGCAAGCUCUGUCCUAAUAACCUAUGUUGUAGCCAGUAUGGGUGGUGUGGCAGUAGUGAUGACUAUUGUUCACCCUCCAAAAACUGCCAGAGCAAUUGCAAAGGCGGCGGCGGUGGUGGAGGUGGCGGUGGCGGUGGCGGUGGCGGUGGCGGUGGUGGAAGUGCUUCCAACGUUCGUGCGACGUACCAUUUGUACAAUCCGCAGCAACAUGGAUGGGAUUUGAAUGCUGUAAGUGCAUAUUGCUCUACAUGGGAUGCUAACAAGCCAUACUCAUGGCGGAGCAAGUAUGGCUGGACUGCAUUCUGUGGUCCUGUUGGACCACACGGACAGGCCUCCUGUGGAAAGUGCUUAAGGGUGACAAAUACAAGGACUGGAGCUAAAACGACAGUGAGGAUUGUGGAUCAGUGUAGUAAUGGAGGACUAGAUUUAGACGUGAAUGUCUUCCGUAAAUUGGACACAGAUGGGAAGGGAUAUGAACAAGGUCAUCUUACAGUGAACUACGAAUUUGUUAAUUGUGGAGAUUCCUUCAACCCUCUAUUCUCCAUUAUGGAUCAUCAGUACAUUAAUUAAUAACAAUGGGUAAGUCAAUUGUAAUAAUUAAGCUUCUCAAGCAAUAAUAAGCAACAAGGCCAAUUAAUGCUUUAUUAAUUGGCUACUGUAAUAACUUGUGAAUUGUGAUAGAUUUUAUUCAAUCAAUAUGCAAAGUGAGUUUGGCUUGGAAAGUUAGAAUUUCUCUUGUAUAAGAUUGAUUGAUAAAAAAAUAAUAAUAAUAAAAUAGAAAAUUUAUUUGAAUUCAA
Messenger RNA from Hevea brasiliensis (rubber tree), 1217 nucleotides. RefSeq names its product pro-hevein-like. Bases 334 to 990 code for a protein of 218 amino acids. Gene Ontology annotation, molecular function: RNA nuclease activity; chitin binding. Lineage: Eukaryota; Viridiplantae; Streptophyta; Magnoliopsida; Malpighiales; Euphorbiaceae. The transcript has 2 exons. The record is from RefSeq and is a predicted model, not a curated record. Gene Ontology annotation, biological process: defense response to fungus; defense response to bacterium.